AUGGGAAUUUCUGAUGGAGAAUUAACUUUUCAACGGUUACUAUUGAGAACUCGGAAGUCCUGUAGAGAAGAUCUCGAAGGCAAUGUAAAUAGGUUAAAGAAGGCUGUUCAGCGGCUUGAACUAAUUUUUAUAAAACUUCAAGGGGAUGAGGAAGUAGAUCGAGACGUCUUAAUGCAAUAUGGACGUGAUCUACAACAACUAAAAAUAAUUGUUGAGGCUGAAAGCAAGGUAAAUUGGGUAUUUGGCCAGGUUAUGGUUGUUCGUUAUAGAAAGACGUUGUUAAAAAGCUGGAGACUUUGGACUCUUUGCCAAAAGUGUUCCCUGAGGUUUCAAGCGAAGGUUUGCGAAAAAGAGGCCGUAAGUUAACAUUAGUAUCAUAAUGCCCGUAAUGUCAGAUGAGGGAUUCAACCAGGAUUUGGCUUCAAAUACAAUGGUGAAAGCGCAGACCGAAGCGGUAAGCGUAAAAGGUUAAGCUGGAACGUUAAAUGGAAUUUUAAGACUUACCGUGCUGAUAUCCGACGACAACUUCUCGGAGCCGAGAGCGAAACCUACGAACGAACCGUAGAACAACACGAACAAGAACAGGAUUACUUGGCCAAUCAGCUGUUGAGUAUGACAUCUCAAAUGAAACAACAAUUCACAAUUGCCGGAGAAAUCAUCAAAGAAGACAACUCUAGAUUAGAUCAAAUGCAACGACAGACCGAGGACAAUAAGUUGAACUUGGACAGAGAGAGCAAGAUCCUAGAACAUCACGCUUAUAAGAGUUGUUUCGACUGCAUGAUGCUGCUCAUUGUAGUCUUGGUUAUAUGGUCUUUCAUAGGGAUGGUCUUGGUCAUGAAAGUCUUCCCAAAACGUCUAGUGUAA
This is a messenger RNA of Bursaphelenchus xylophilus (pine wood nematode), 864 nucleotides long. The record is from the annotation of a GenBank genome assembly. NCBI's taxonomy places the organism in Eukaryota, Metazoa, Nematoda, Chromadorea, Rhabditida, Aphelenchoididae.